This is a messenger RNA of Anoplophora glabripennis (Asian longhorned beetle), 867 nucleotides long. RefSeq names its product transcription factor Adf-1-like. The transcript is spliced from 3 exons. Bases 110 to 844 code for a protein of 244 amino acids. Gene Ontology annotation, cellular component: nucleus; transcription regulator complex. Gene Ontology annotation, biological process: regulation of transcription by RNA polymerase II. NCBI's taxonomy places the organism in Eukaryota, Metazoa, Arthropoda, Insecta, Coleoptera, Cerambycidae. The record is from RefSeq and is a predicted model, not a curated record.
UACAUAUUACAUACAUAACGUAAAAAUCCUUGUUGUUGUGUUGAACAAAAUAAAACUAUCAGUUCCUAUCUUGUUUGGUGGUGAAAAUUUUUUACUAUAAUCAUUAAACAUGUAUUUCCAUGAUUACGCAUCAACAAGUGGGGCCUCCUCUACUGAAUUAGACCCAGAACUCCCAGAGGUUGACUUGCACUUUGAGUCAAAUAAUAAGGAAGGAGAUGAGCUUCUUAUAGAUUUAAUAAAAAGUUACCCAGCAUUAUAUAACAAAGAAAAUAGUGAUUACAAAGAUGCUAUAGUAAAGGAAAAUAGUUGGAAAGAAAUAGCAUUUGCUAUGAAUUUAACAGUAUUAGAAUGCCAAACGAGAUGGACUAGACUAAGACAGUAUUAUUCCAAAGAACGGUUACUUAAUGAGAAAGAGACUCGUAGUGGACAGUCUGGAAGUGUUAGAAAAAAAUGGCCCCUUUUUGAUUCAAUGCUUUUUUUAGAGAAACAUAUCAAUAAACGUAAAACAUUCUCAAAUAUGUCCAGGCACUCCAUUCACUUGGCUAAGGAAAAUAUGAACCCCACAUCUGAAAAGUAUAACGAAGUUGAAAAUUACUCAAGCACUGUUUCAAAAUAUGAGAUUGCUAAGCGAUUAAAAAAAUCAAAAUUGGAUCCCAUUGAAAAUGCUUUCCUCAAUAUUAAUUCAAGUAUGCAAAGUCUUACAGAGAAACUCAUAGUUGGUGAUUCAGAGGAAAGUGAAGAAGACACGUUUGGAAAAUUAAUUGCCAAAGAACUUAAAAAGGUCCCAGAACCAAAAAAGAAAAAUCUGAAAAAGCAGAUCUUGGAUGUAAUCUACUCUGAAUAAAAUAUUUUUUAUUAUCUAGUGAA